Sesamum indicum (sesame) is the source of this 1747-nucleotide messenger RNA. RefSeq names its product protein REVEILLE 6. NCBI's taxonomy places the organism in Eukaryota, Viridiplantae, Streptophyta, Magnoliopsida, Lamiales, Pedaliaceae. Gene Ontology annotation, molecular function: DNA binding. The record is from RefSeq and is a predicted model, not a curated record.
CAUAUAUAUAUAUAGACCUCAAAGUCCAGUCCACCACUCUCUGCUUCUUGGUUCUUCCUCACCAACACAAACCACAGAAAAAACCCUCAAAAUUUCAAGAGAACCGAAAUUUAUUUACUAGAGAAUCAUUCUUCCUUCUAUUGUGGUUUGUGAUUUCGUGUUUUUUAUUUUUUAUUUUUGGAUUUUGAGGUUGUUGGGUUCUGGAUAUUUGAUCAACAUACAUGGUGUCGGUGUAUCCGAAUCCACCACCGGAUCAGAAUUUUACCUAUUUUUACAGUUACAUGGGUGGGGAUCCGAUGAAGAUUCCGGGUGUGAAUAGGAGUGAUGGUCAUUUGCUUCAAGCGACGGCGAUCGGGAAUGUAGGUUCUGCAGUUGAUGAUACUAACAAGAAGAUCCGAAAGCCGUACACGAUUACUAAGUCGAGAGAGAGCUGGAGUGAGCAGGAGCAUGACAAAUUCCUUGAAGCCCUUCAGUUAUUUGAUCGUGACUGGAAGAAGAUCGAAGCAUUUGUCGGGUCAAAGACUGUUAUCCAGAUCCGCAGCCAUGCUCAAAAAUAUUUUCUGAAAGUCCAGAAAAAUGGGACAAGUGAGCAUGUACCUCCUCCACGCCCAAAAAGAAAAGCAGCUCAUCCUUAUCCACAGAAGGCCCAAAAAAAUGUUCUGCCUCAAGCCACAGGAGUUUUGCAACCUUCAGCUGCUCUGGAAUCUGGAUAUGCUGUCAGACCGGAUUCACUUUUGAUACCCAGGAAAACAAUUGGUAAUGCACCUGUCCCUUCUUGGACUUACAAUGCUGUACCAACAGGAUGUUUGUCACAUAUUUCAAAAGAUGAUACUGGAUUAGCCAAUAAUUAUAGCAGCAGUAGCAAUGAGAGCACACAUCGCGUAUGGACAUCUGAUGGUACACAAGGAAACCUGAAAGUGGAACAGUACAACACAGCGAGAGUUAUGCCAGAUUUUGCUCAAGUUUAUCACUUCAUUGGCAGUGUUUUUGACCCUUGUGCAAGUGAUCACUUGCAAAGAUUAAAGAAGAUGGAACCUAUAAACGUUGAGACGGUGUUGAUGUUGAUGAAGAAUCUUGCAGUCAAUCUGGUGAGCCCUGAAUUUGAAGAUCAUAGGAGGUUGUUAUCAUCCUAUACUGGUGUUGGUACUGAAAGCAAUGGCACGGGGAGUACAAUUCCAUCUGUAUGAAGUUCUCGAAAAGCAAAUGUGAACUCUCAUAUCCAGAAUUCUAUAGCUCCUUACUGUUGACGAGCUUCCGUUAAACUGGGCAGCACAGCCGGACAAGUUUCUGAAGAUUAUUGGUUCUGCCGUCAGCUUAAAGCUCACAAUAUCCAGUGACCAUGCACGCGUUCACGUGAUCAUCUACUGCAGCUGCUUUAAUUUAUUGAUUUAUCUUUAUGUACAGAACUGGAAGGGUGUGUGCCAGUGGAUUGGAUUUUGAGUCUUUUUGACCAAGGAAAUAUCUGGAAAUUAUAGCUUGUACUUGUAUAGUGAGUGGGAGUGGGGAGCAUCUUCAGUUUUCACGUGUGUGUACAUCUGUUGUAAACAUGUCCUACGAAGUGUUCUCCCGCUAAUAAAUAAUAAAAAUGUUGUGGAUCGGGCAGUAUGUCUACCUGAUCGAAUAGGACAAAUAGAUAGCCUUCUGCAGUUCUUGCAGCCAUGUACAGUUUGAGGCCCUACGCCUUGAAACAACACUUCUCUGUUCCUGUUCUUGAUAUUUACUAUGGUGUGAUAUUACCAUCUUUUUC